AUGGCUACUAUAGCCCCCACGAAGAGCCGCAGCAACGCGACCCAGAUCACGCUGCCACGGGUGGACGUGGGGCUGAGCGGCCGCUACAGCUGCGAGGUGUCGGCCGACGCGCCCUCCUUCCACACCCACCUCGUCUCCGGCGACAUGGCCGUCGUCGAGGUUCCGGACGACGUGCCAAGUAUCUCUGGUGUGAAGCCGCGAUAUCGCACGGGCGACACACUCAACGCCACGUGUUCCAGCACGUGGUCCCGCCCGGCCGCCACUCUGCUGUGGAUCGUCAACGAAGAGCCACUCAACGCGCUCCUUGGGAAUGGCCGCGGCCUGAUUCGGGUACGUCGGUGUGCGCAGGCGCAGGAGCAGCAGCUGAGGCCGUACCCGGCGGAGGUGGAACCCGGGGGCGGCGGACGGGAGCGAGCGCGGCUGGGGCUGGUGCUGCCCCUGGAGGCGGCGGGCCGGUACCGCGUGCGCUGCGUGGCGCGGCUGGACCCCGUCUACUUCAAGAGCCUGGCGCCGCCGCCGCCGACGCGCCUCAGCUGGGGGCUGCUCGACGACGAGUACACGCACAGUGAGUACACCCAGCAGCCUAACCCCCAGGCGCUGCGAGUACGCUCCGCACCUGUCCCACCAGGCUCGACAUGCUCUGUGAGCGUGCCCUAA
Schistocerca americana (American grasshopper) is the source of this 657-nucleotide messenger RNA. RefSeq lists its product as uncharacterized. The transcript has 5 exons. NCBI's taxonomy places the organism in Eukaryota, Metazoa, Arthropoda, Insecta, Orthoptera, Acrididae. The coding region runs from base 1 to 657 and encodes 218 amino acids. The record is from RefSeq and is a predicted model, not a curated record.